Messenger RNA from Pteropus alecto (black flying fox), 2709 nucleotides. RefSeq names its product vestigial like family member 2 (gene VGLL2). NCBI's taxonomy places the organism in Eukaryota, Metazoa, Chordata, Mammalia, Chiroptera, Pteropodidae. The transcript is spliced from 3 exons. The coding region runs from base 520 to 1608 and encodes 362 amino acids. The record is from RefSeq and is a predicted model, not a curated record. Gene Ontology annotation, cellular component: nucleus. Gene Ontology annotation, biological process: regulation of transcription by RNA polymerase II.
AUUCUCCCACCCCCACCCCCUCUUUCUGUCCCUCUCAGUCUCUCUCCAGCUUUAGCCUGAAAACUCCAUACACCUCACUGCACAAAGCCUCAGGGCUCAAGCUUCCAGCUGCUCAGUUCGCUGCACGCUUGGCCACCGGGUAGCCCGGGGAAGCACACCCGCAUCCCCUCAAGCCCUAAUCCUUCGCUCCCCAUUGGGCCCCCAGGCCCCCGCCCUCCUCCCAUCCUCCUCUUUCUCUCGGCUGCCUGGGAGUGGCGUCAGCACGCCCGCCGGGCGUGGGGUUUAAAUGCCCACUAGCGGGAGCCGGGACGCUUCUGUCCCGGAGCGCGGUCUGGGCUGGAAUUGCAGGGCCGGGAGGGGAGCGUGCGAGCGGGAUCCAGAGCCGCGGAGCGCGCUACCCCUCGCUCCGCCGUGGAUGACUCCGGAGCACGGGUCCAAGUACCGCCCAUGCAGCAUCCCUGCGCUCAACAGUCCGGGAGUUAAUGAUAAAACCCUUAACUGUCUCCGCUGCGGGGAGCCAUGAGCUGUCUGGAUGUUAUGUACCAAGUCUAUGGUCCUCCGCAGCCUUACUUCGCAGCCGCUUACACCCCCUACCACCAGAAAUUAGCCUAUUACUCCAAAAUGCAGGAAGCCCAAGAGUGUAACGCCAGCCCCAGCAACAGCAGCGGCAGCUCCUCCUUUUCCAGCCAAACUCCGGCCAGUAUAAAAGAAGAAGAAGGCAGUCCGGAGAAAGAGCGCCCACCAGAGGCGGAGUAUAUCAACUCCCGCUGCGUCCUCUUCACCUAUUUCCAGGGAGACAUCAGCUCCGUGGUGGACGAGCACUUCAGCAGGGCCCUGAGCCAGCCUAGCAGCUAUUCCCCAAGCUGUACAAGCAACAAAGCACCGAGGAGCUCGGGGCCCUGGCGUGACGGCUCCUUCCCGAUGAGCCAGCGCAGCUUCCCCGCCUCCUUCUGGAAUAGCGCGUACCAGGCGCCGGUGCCCGCGCCGCUGGGCAGCCAGCUGGCCGCCGCGCACUCGGAGAUGCCCUUCGCCACCGCCGACCCCUACUCGCCGGCGGCGCUGCACAGCCACCUGCACCAGGGUGCGGCGGAGCCCUGGCACCACGCGCACCCGCAUCACGCGCACCCGCACCCGCACCCUCACCCUCACCCUCACCACCCCUACGCCCUGGGCAGCGCCCUGGGUGCCCAGGCCGCCGCCUACCCGCGGCCGGCAGCGGUGCACGAGGUCUAUGCGCCGCACUUUGAUCCGCGCUACGGACCGCUGCUGAUGCCCGCUGCCUCAGGGCGCGCAGCUCGCCUCGCGCCCGCCCCGGCACCCGCGCCCGGCAGCCCGCCCUGCGAGCUCUCCGCCAAGGGCGAACCUUCCGGCGCCGCUUGGGCCGCACCUGGAGGACCCUUCGCGAGCCCCACGGGGGACGUGGCCCAAGGUCUGGGCCUCAGCGUGGACUCAGGUAAGUCGGAGAGGGAGCUUGACAGACAUAGGCCCCUCUUGUCCUAUGCCUCACCCUGGACUGAACUCUGGACCCCCUUAGUUCUCUUUGGAUACCCCAGUGACACUGUAGUGCGAACGUCUGCAUGGCGGGGUUGCGUUUCAGUAGACAGAUGACUCUGUGCCAUCUGUGGGGGCAAGAUAAGAAUGUAGGACCCUGCCGUACCCUGAUCGGUAAAUAUUAGAGGACUUUAAAAUUUAAUAAAAUUUUAUUAAAUUUGUUGGAAAGAUUCUAGCUCUGCGCUGUUCAGUUCUGUAGCCACUAGCCACGUGUAUCUGCGGAGCACUUGAAAUGUGGCUAGGCCCUACUGGAUGUCUCUAUAAGUGUAUAAUACAUUCUGGAUUUAAAAACUUUGUCCAAAAAAAUGGUAAAAUUCAUCUCCCUAAUAUUUUUAUUGAUUGCAUGUUGAAUUAUUUUAAACACUGCAUAUUGGAUGUAUUGGGUUAAAUAAAAUAUGUCACUAAGAUUAAUUUUCACCUGUUUCUUGUUACUUUCCUUCAAUGUGGCUGCUAGAAAAAUGUGGCUCCCAUUGUGUUUUUAUUGGACAGCGCUGAUCUAGAGUAACUGCUAAGAGUAGUUUAAAAUUCUCUACAUCUUGGGGAAGGUGAGUCUUAUGACCUAGUGACAAUUAUAAGGAAAGAAAAAUACGACUCUGAUAUCAACUUAAUUGCCAAAUUAGAUAAAUCUCUUAAAAACGUAAAACUUAACAAGAAUACGGUUUAAAAGAUAAUAUUAAGUUUCUGACUUAAAGAGUUGAAUUUGAAAGGUACAUUCAAAUAAGGGUUUACUUUUUGCUUGCUUUAGUUUUAGGACAAAUGAAAAAAAUAGUUAUAAAUGCAAUCUUUGGCAUGUAGUCUUGCCCACUGCUCCUUCCGUCAGGUGAAGGUUUGACAUUUCUGUUGACUUUGCUUUUACUUUCAUUCACGCUCUUUAGAUGAAUUCUGUGACUUUCACAGUAAGACAGUGGUGUUUGUCUUUCUCUUUCCUUAAAUAUCUUGUGCCUUCCCUCUCCCACCCCUUUCUCUCCUCUCUCUCCUUCUCUUCUCCCUCUCUUUCUUUUAUUUUCUCUCUGCUUUCAGGUUUGCAGCCUCAGGACAAAAGCAAGGAUCUGUACUGGUUUUAGACAACCCACCUUCUCCCCUGUAGGUCUCUGCCUAGCGCACUUGGUGACACUCAGAGCUGAAUCGAGUGGGUUUGUAACAGCUUCUGAUCUUGGU